Physcomitrium patens is the source of this 2483-nucleotide messenger RNA. Its product is annotated as pentatricopeptide repeat-containing protein At2g17033. Gene Ontology annotation, molecular function: protein binding. The record is from RefSeq and is a predicted model, not a curated record. Lineage: Eukaryota; Viridiplantae; Streptophyta; Bryopsida; Funariales; Funariaceae.
AUGGCUUCUUUGAAAGGUUUGGUAAGGCUUCAGAGGCUGUCACGUAGCACACCUCGAGGCUUUGCCAUAGCCCCCUCCCUUGGCUUCGUCGUCGUCGUCGACGAGGUGCGGAAUCAGGUCAUUGUGGCCAUGGCUAUGGCGAUGCCAUUGCCCGUGUCCCAUCGGCCAUGGCGGGCGCCCCCCACACUACUCCAGCACCGCUAUGGCAACGCGCCCGCGCCCCGAAAGCCGCCGAAGCAUGCUGCCGUUUCGUUCCAUAGCUUGUAUCUGAGAUUGCAACUGGGUAGAAUUAGUGACCAUGGAACUUGCGGUCUCUCGGGUGGAGUAUUUCGCGUGAGGUGUGCAAGCAAGAGCGCCAUGCGGGUGCUGCAGGAGGUGGAUGCCGCCAGCGUAACCGAUGCCGCCAAGCUACUGGUUCGGAGGUCGCGAGGGCUGUCGCGAGUUACACAAUUGGAGGUGUUGGAGGAGCUUGUGCUUCGGGGACAAUGUGAGCUUGUGAUUCCUGUGUACGAAGCCGUCAGAAAAGAAACCAAGUACAAAUGGGAUGCGAAUCUACAUGCUCGAAUUGUUGCUAUGGUUGCUAAGGACGAGCAACUAUUAGCUAAUUCGUCACAACUACUUGAACCACGAGAAACUCUAAAUCUUAAGCAGAGGGCGCAGCUUGAGUGUGCUUUAAUCGAAUGCUACAUUAUCCAAGGUCUUAUGAACCAAGCGCAUGAAUCCUUUCUUAGGAUAUGCGAAUUGCCUUUGGCCAAGUCUCGUUCUCUAGGAUACAGGGCUUUGGUACGUGGGUACUCUGCUGCAGAGAAACCCGUAGAGGCUGAGAAGAUGUUGCUGGAGUGGAAAUUAACAGGGUAUUUACCGUCAGUAGACGACUACAAAGCACUCCUAUUGGGAUACGGGAAGCUUGAAAUGUUAUCCGACAUGGAGAGGAUAACCAAUGACUUGCAAAUGAUAGGAAUGAAGCUUGACACUGCGGGGUUCAACAUCAUGAUCACGGCUUAUUGUUAUGCUGGAAGGCUGGAGAGGAUGGUAGAAAUCUUUCAGCAAAUGGAUGAGGCUGGUGUAAGACCAUCUCUGGUCUCUUGGAAUGCCCUUACUAAAGCAUGUCGUGCGCUUGCUGGUGUGGGCCUUGAAGUUAGUGGUGCAAUGGCCAGUCCCCAAACUCUAUUUAGCAGGCUUUAUGACGAAGACGCUUCAUCCGAGGAGCUUAGUAUUGUUCAACUUCUUUUGGCUCGGGGGCUUCCACCUGAGUGCGUUGUAUUCUCACCAGAUGUCUGGCAACUAGAUUUACAUAACAUGUCUCUGGGGACUGCUUCAAUAAUGCUUCCGCUGUGGUUGGACUCUUUGAGGGAUCGGUUUCAACUUAACCAUAAACCUCCACUGGAAGUAAAACUUAUUACAGGAUGGGGAAAACAUUCGAAAGCGGAUGUCAAAGCUCCCGUUCGGAAGAUGAUCGUGGCUGAGCUGGAGGUCUUGAAGAGCCCUUUCAAACCAGAUAGUGAGAAUCGUGGGGCUUUAAUUACCCGAGGUCAUUUGCUGAAGAAGUGGCUCUCCACUUUACCAAGCUAGCGAAAUUGCCUCUUGUGAUGAUUGGUCUGCUUAUCUGUUGAUUUAUGUCAAUCAGAAACCACGAGUUUGUGGAUGAUUGAUCGAGCCCCCCCACAACAUGUCUUCGUUCAGCAUUCGCAUGUACUGCAAUGUACAAUGAAAGGUGGUUUCUAGCACCGAAGUGCAUUUGCUAGCUUACUGCUGUGAUUGCUUGGUAAGUGUAGAGUUUGCAACUGUUGAAUAUUAUCAACUUUUAGAAGAGUUCUGACACUCUGGGGUCACGAAUCAAUCUAGUGAUACGCAAAUGAUGGAUUCUAAAUUCAACUUGACUUUAUCAGCAACUCCUGGGCACAUUUCAGCGGUCCAUGCAACUUCUACGCAGUUUUUGUUGUGAUAUCAUGCAACAGAACUGCAAUGCGGAGAAAAGCUGAUGAUUGGGAAGGGUAAGUGUCGGGCAAUGGAAGAGGAUUACCAGUACCAUCUUGUGGAGGAGCUCCAUGGGCACAAUCUUAAACAAAGCUAUAGGUAGUAAUUCAAGACACUCAUCUGUAGUUCCAUUUUGCUCACAUAUUUGGAGCAGGGUGCUGCUAUGAUUUUUCCUGGAUACCGAUUCUACACAAUUUCAGAUAAAUUUCAUAGUUGAAAACACCAAUUUCAGGUGCGGCUUUUCUAGAAGAUGUAGGACUAAGCUUCUUAAGAGCCUUGAGAAUGUUGGGCAUGCUGUUCCUCCAACAUGGUGAAGGCAGGGUGAUGCGUAAAGUUUGGAGACGGUAGCAGUAGUUUCUCAUUUUUUGUCCACUACCGAUGUGGUAAGCUUUAUAAUAUAUUUAUAACAUAGAUUAGAGUGAAGAAAUAUCAUCUGUCUAAAAUAAUAAAAUGCUCUAAAUUUGACUUGAAAUAAAUAACAAGACAAUUUCAUUUUUUUGGAGAAA